AUGGCAAAUGGCAUUGAAUUGAUGGUGGCUGCGGCUCUAUGCAUUGGCUGUCCACCAAUGCAAAAUGAAACAUUACCCACGAAUCUUGUGCAAUUGAAUGAUGAUGGAAAUAUGAUUACCGAAAUUCCACUAGUUGUUGGCGGUGUUGGUCUCGACCAGGAUGCUCCUGUAGAAACUCUGGAGGUUAUAUUGAGAAAGAAACGCAAGUUGAGUGACAUGAGGGAUUGGAUUAAUGGCAAACAUUUGCGUAUUGCCACAUUGGAGGAUUAUCCAUUGAGUUAUACCGAACUGCUUGAUAAUGGCACACGUAUCGGCCAUGGAGUUUCAUUUCAGAUCAUUGAUUUUUUGCGAAAGAAAUUUAAUUUCACCUAUGAGGUAUUUGUCCCCCAGGAUAAUAUCAUUGGUUCACCCACAGAUUAUGAUCGUAGUCUUAUAGAGAUGGUUAACAAUAGUCAAGUUGACUUGGCAGCUGCUUUUAUACCUUCACUCUCGGAACAGCGAUCUUUUGUGUAUUAUUCUGCUACCACAUUGGAUGAGGGUGAAUGGAUAAUGGUCAUGCAACGUCCAAGGGAAUCGGCUAGUGGGUCUGGUCUAUUGGCACCAUUUGAUUUCUGGGUUUGGAUAUUGAUAUUUGUCUCAUUGCUGGUUGUUGGACCCAUAAUAUAUGUUCUGAUCAUUAUACGCAAUCGUUUGACUGGCGAUAAAGAACAACAUCCAUAUUCAUUGGGACAUUGUGCCUGGUUUGUCUACGGUGCUCUCAUGAAACAGGGUAGCACUUUGUCACCCAUUGCAGACUCGACACGAUUGCUCUUUGCCACUUGGUGGAUAUUCAUAACGAUUUUAACCUCCUUCUAUACUGCAAAUUUGACUGCGUUUCUAACGCUCUCGAAAUUCACAUUACCCUAUAAUACGGUAAACGAUAUUUUGGUCAAGAAUAAACAUUUUGUGUCUAUACGUGGAGGAGGCGUUGAAUAUGCCAUAAGAACGACAAACGAAUCGCUAUCCAUACUGAGCCGCAUGAUAAACAAUAACUAUGCAGUUUUCUCGGAUGCCAGCAAUGAUACAUACAAUUUGCAGAAUUAUGUGGAACGAAAUGGUUAUGUCUUUGUACGUGACCGUCCGGCAAUCAAUAUAAUGCUCUAUCAGGACUACUUGUAUCGCAAAACGAUAAGUUAUAAUAAUGAAAAGGUUCAUUGUCCAUUUGCUAUGGCCAAGGAGCCGUUCUUGAAAAAGAAACGUUCAUUUGCCUAUCCCAUUGGUUCAAAUCUAAGCGUACUUUUCGAUCCAGAACUUUUGAAUCUAGUCGAAUCGGGCAUUGUGAAACAUUUGUCGGCCAAAGAUUUGCCCAGUGCUGAGAUUUGUCCUCAGGAUUUGGGCGGCACCGAGCGACAAUUGCGUAAUGGCGAUCUAAUGAUGACAUAUUACAUUAUGUUGGCUGGUUUUGCCACGUCUUUGGCUGUAUUUACCACCGAAUUGUUAUGCCGUUUUAUCAAUAGUCGCCAGGAGGCAAAUGCCAAUAAAUGGGCAACUCAUGGCAUUGGACGAGCACCGAAUGGCCAGUCAAUAAAGCCAUCUUCACGCUGGUUUCGCAGCUUUCGUCGCUUGGAUGGCAGCAGUGGCAGUGGCAAUAAACAGCUAUUGGGCAACUCCACACAUGGCCAGAAUGUUACCCCACCGCCGCCAUAUCAGAGUAUCUUUAAAGGAAGCGAUAAUGCACACCGCUGGCGACAUGCGGUUGGCCAAAUGGGACACGGCGGUCAUGGUGUUUUAUUAGGAGGUGCUGAUCCGAAUGGAGUCGGCGGUGGCGGUGCCAUGGGCGGUGGAGUGCGUCGCUUUAUCAAUGGUCGUGAUUAUAUGGUCUUUCGCAAUCCCAAUGGUCAAAGCCAAUUGAUUCCCGUACGAUCACCAUCAGCUGCUCUUUUUCAGUACACUUAUACGGAAUAGAUGAUUGGAAUGUUGUAGUGUUUUUUUUUUAAUUCUGAUUGUUCUUAGUUAAAUGUAAUUCACACUGAAAUGCUCACCAUAACGUAGACGUAGACAAUUGAUCUGUUGGGUCCUAGUUCUCUCUCUUUAUCGUUUUUUUUUAUAUACAUACAUAUAUUAAACAAAGUACACU
Drosophila willistoni is the source of this 2116-nucleotide messenger RNA. It is a transcript of the gene Ir76b, whose product is annotated as glutamate receptor ionotropic, delta-1. Gene Ontology annotation, cellular component: membrane. NCBI's taxonomy places the organism in Eukaryota, Metazoa, Arthropoda, Insecta, Diptera, Drosophilidae. The record is from RefSeq and is a predicted model, not a curated record. The transcript is spliced from 5 exons. The coding region runs from base 1 to 1944 and encodes 647 amino acids. Gene Ontology annotation, molecular function: ligand-gated monoatomic ion channel activity.